This is a messenger RNA of Hypanus sabinus (Atlantic stingray), 10288 nucleotides long. Its product is annotated as taste receptor type 1 member 3-like. Gene Ontology annotation, molecular function: G protein-coupled receptor activity. The coding region runs from base 230 to 2680 and encodes 816 amino acids. The record is from RefSeq and is a predicted model, not a curated record. Gene Ontology annotation, biological process: sensory perception of umami taste; sensory perception of sweet taste; G protein-coupled receptor signaling pathway. The transcript is spliced from 5 exons. NCBI's taxonomy places the organism in Eukaryota, Metazoa, Chordata, Chondrichthyes, Myliobatiformes, Dasyatidae. Gene Ontology annotation, cellular component: membrane.
UUCACCUCAGCGGAGACCCAUGAAGCAUAACUGUUGAGUGAGGUCACCCCAGCCCUGGGGAGCGGGCUCAGGAACUAUUCCUUCCACUUCGCCGGAUCCUCUUAAUUUUGCUUUGCUUCUCCCCUCUCUUUCCCACUGCCAAGGUUUUUGGGGCUGUUAUCCACAGAGCAUUAAACUUUGUUUUCUCUGUUUAAGCUUUUACCCUCAAGGUUACGGACUGUUUCUGGCAAUGACAUUUGCGAUUGACGAAAUAAAUAACUCCACCUCACUUUUGCCGGGAAUACGCCUGGGUUAUGAAGUCCACGACGACUGUUUCGAGACUGUGGCCUCCAUCCUGCCGAGCCUUCUCUUCUUGUCUAACAGCAAAGGGAGUGGGGUCGACGUGCUCUGCAACUACACCGAGUACAGGAGCCGGGCAAUCGCUCUGCUGGGACCAUGGACAUCAGAACAGGCAAUAAUCAUAGCCAAGUUGUUCGGGUUGUUUUUGUUUCCACAGGUAAGUCCCUUGCGGUCUUCUAUUUGCUAUGGUUGGAGCCAAAGCAAGCAGCGUUAUGGAUCCUCCAGUGCCAAACUAAGCAACAAGAAGGUCUUUCCGUCAUUCCUGAGGACAAUGCCAAGUGACAAUAACCAAGCAAUAGCCAUUGUCUCUAUUAUCAGGAAGUUCAAAUGGAACUGGAUUGCUGGCAUUGGGAGUGAUGAUGAAUAUGGGCGACAGGGGAUAGAACUGGUCCAGAGGUAUGCUUCACUCCAAGGUAUCUGUGUAGGCUUCAUUGAGAUAAUCCCCAUCCACCUCAGCCUGUCCAGUACCAAGCAAAAAAUCUCAGAGAUCAUCGACCAUAUCAGCCAAGUGAACGUUAACAUUAUCAUCCUCUUCUCCAGUGAAGGACCUGUUCAGGAACUGAUGAAAGAGGUGAUUCAGAGAAAUAUCACCAGGAAGGUCUGGAUUGCAAGCGAAGCUUGGGUUAAAUCCGGCGUUGUUAUUAACAUACCAGGUAUUGAGCGCAUUGGCACAGUGAUUGGUACAGUCAUUAACAGUGGCAGCAUGCCAGGGUUUGAGGAUUACAUUUUAAACCAUCUUACCAACAUCAGGAGUUCAAAGCGACAGCGAUGUGAUGCAGAGUACUGCGGUAACCAUAUCUUUCCUUUUUGGCCGUAUCCCACCUCACAGCAGCUCCUCAGCGACGUUCAACUUCUGUCACCUGAAAACCUGUCCGUUGUGUUGGACCAGCCAGUGAGACGGGACACGUUCAGUGUGUACACAGCUGUGUACAGUAUCGCAUACGCACUACAUACCCUGCUAAAGUGCCACACUGGGGGAUGUGAAACCGCAACAGUAUGGUACAACUGGCAGGUACAAAAAAGUUUCAAUGUUUACACCCAGAGUCAAAAGUUGCAUGCAGAUCUAAUUUAUGUUUCUGGAUUGUGCCUGCUGGAAGUGUUAAAACAAGUUAAGUUCACUGUCAACGGCAUUGGCGUUUCCUUCGAUGCUGAAGGAAACCCACAGCAAGGUUACGACAUCAUUACCUGGACGCAGCAUGCAGGACAACUCCAGCUUCCAGUGAUUGGCAGCUACAAAGAUCACUUGACCAUCGAUGCUUCUCUGAUUCAGUGGAAGACAGACAAUAAUGAGGUACCUCUGUCCCACUGUUCCAAGAGCUGUGGCCUGGGCCAAAAGAAACUUGUCAUCAGUCUUUACUCCUGCUGCUUUGAAUGUGAAGACUGCCCAAGUGGAACCUUCCAGAACUCAACUGAUGGGUUUUCCUGUUAUCUUUGCCAACCAGAUGAAUGGUCUCUGCCAAAAAGCUCUUCCUGCUUCAAGAGAACUCUGCAGUACCUGUCUGUGUCCUCACCUCUUGGCGUGACUCUGCUGCUGUUCAUGGUGCUUGAGCUCACACUAAUAUUGGCUGUCAUAGUCAUCUUCCUGGUGAACUCUGGUGCUCCGAUUGUGGAAGGUACCGGUGGGAAAAUGAACAUAGUCAUCCUAACCUCACUGGCUCUGUUAUGCUGCAGCUCAUUGCUUUUCCUUGGAGAACCUACUGAACUUACCUGCAAGUUACGCCAGCCGGUAACUACUCUCAGCCUCACCAUCUGCACAUCAAUUCUGCUUAUCAAUUCAGUACAGAUACUGCUCACCAUAGAGUUCACCAGUUUAAGCAAGCCUUUCCUCUGCAAAUACCAAUGCUGUGGAAGGUACGCUAUCCUCUGUGCCAGUCUUGGGGGCCAAGGAGCCAUUUGUUACCUGUGGCUGAAGACCCACGGUGACUUUCUGAUGAUGACCACGGGCGAUUCUGAAGGUGCCCUUUCCCUCUUCUGCAAGAGUGAUUCAGAGCUAGUGUUCUGGCUGAUGUUGGGAUAUAGUGGUCUCCUGGCACUGGCCUGCUUCAUGUCUACCUUUCUGAUCCAAACACCGGCUCAAACAUACAAUCUAGCCCGGGAGAUUACUGUUUCCAUGCUCUUCUUUAUAUCUGUCUGGAUUUGCUUCAUCCCAACCUACACAGCUGUAAAAAAGAGGUACACACCCGCUGUACAGAUCACAGCCAUGCUCCUCAGUUCCAUGGCAAUACUUGGUGCCUAUUUUAUCCCCAAAUGUUUUGUGCUUUGGUUUAAGCCACAAUACAACACCAGAGAUUACUUCCAAGUUUAUAAUCUUAAAAUUUCAGGAAAGAAGGAGCAUCAAUGAUAUAAAGUGUCUGAAUCUGCUUAAGAGAUAAUUCAGAUAGUUAGAGGAAGGAAUUCACAUAGAUGGAAAAUCACAGAUAGAGAGCGUGUCGAGGGGGGGAAGGGGGAGGAAAAUGGAUUGUAAAAAGCAUUUGGCUAGAGGGACGGGGUCAAUUGGGGAAGGACAUGGAUUAAUGAACAGAUAUAACAAGGAAAAUGUCACAUCAAAACAAAUUCAUGAUCUCACUGAUCAUUUCUCAUUUGGGUGCCCUGGUCCUCAUUCUUAGCUACAUUCUAUCUGUGUCCUCUGGUCUUCGGCUCUCCCAUCGUAGGAAACAUCCUCUCCACAUCCACUCUAUCAAGGCCUUUCACCAUUUUAUAGGUCUCAACGAGGUCACCCCUCAUUCUUCUGAAUUCUAGUGAAAACAGUCCCAGAGCCAUCAAAUGCUCUUCACAUGACAAGCCAUUCAAACCUGGAAUAAUUUUCAUGAACCUCCUUUGCACCCUCUGCAGUUUCAGCACAUCCUUUCUAAGAUAAAGUGCCCAAACCUGCCCACAAUACUUCAAGUGAUGCCUCACCAGUGCUUUAUAAAGUUUCAACAUUACAUCCUUGCUUUUAUAUUCUAGUCCUCUUGAAAUAAAUGCCAACAUUGCAGUUGCCUUCCUCACCACAGACUCAACCCUUAGGGAAUCCUGCAUAAGGACUCCCAAGUCCCUUUGCACCUCACAAAAUAAUUAACCCUUUAAUUUCUUCUACCAAAAUGCAUGACCAUACACUUCCAACACUGUACAGUAUUCCAUCUGCCAUUUCUUUGCCCAUUCUCCCAAUCUGUCUGUCCUUCUGUGCCUACUCUGCUUCCUCAAAACUACCUGUCCCUCACCUAUCAUUUGCAAACUUUGCAACAAAGCCAUCAAUUCCAUCAUCCAAAUUAUUGACACAUAACGUAAAAAGAAUCAGUCCCAACACAGACUCCUGUGGAACACCACUAGUCACUGGCAGUCAACCAGAAAACGCUCCCUUUUGUUUCACUGUUUGUCUCCUGCCAAUCAGCCUCUGCUUUAUCCAUGCUAGAAACUUCCUGUAAUAUUAUUUUUUACUUACAGAGCACAGCCACCCCCUCUGCCUUUCUGCCUGUCCCUUCAAUACAAUGUGUAUCCUUGGACAUUAUGCUCCCAGCUAUAAUCUUCCAGCCAUGAAUCAGUGGUGGCUAUAACAUCAAACCUGCCAAUCUGGAACUGUGCUGCAAGUUCAUCUGCUUUAUUCCGUAUACUGUGCACACUCAGAUACACCUUCAGUCCUGUGUUCACCCUUUUUGUAUUUUCUCGCUCCACGCUCAACCUUUUGAUUCCUAAAUUUGUCUGAGGUCUUACCAACAUUUGCCUCCACAAUCUCUCCACUAACUGUUCUGGCUCUCUGUUUCCCAUCCCCCUGCAACUUUAGUUUAUAUCUCACCGUGCAGCAUUAACAAACCUUCCCUCUAGGAUAUUAGUCCCCCUCCAGUUCAGGGGCAAACCGUCCCUUCUUCCCUGGAAGAGAGCCCAAUGAUCCAGAACUCUUAUGCCCUCCCUCCUUUGUCACAUAUUGAACUGUAUAGUCUUCCUAGUUCUGGCCUCACUAACACGUGGCACAGGUAGCAAUCCUGAGAUCACAACCCUGGAAGUCCAGCCUUUUAACUUAGCACCUAAUUCCCUGAUCUCACUUUGCAGAACCUCGUCACUCAUCCUACUCAUUGGUACCUACAUGGACCACAACUUCUGUCUGUUCAUCCUCCCACUUAAGAAUGUUGUGUACUCGAUCCGAGAUAUCCCAGACCUUGACAGCCCAGAGGCAUCAUACCAUCUGGGAAUCUUAUUCUCACCCACAGAACCUUCUCUCUGUUUCCCUGACUAAUUAAUCCCUGAUCACCACAGCAUGCCUCUUCUUCUCCCUUCCCUUCUGAGUCACAGAGACAGAGUCAGUGCCAGAGACUUGACCACAGCGACUUUUCUUUGUUAUGUCUUCCACCCUGACAGUAUCCAAAGUGAUAUACCUGUUGUUGAGGGGAAUGGCUACAGGGGUACUCUGCACUGACUCCUUAACCCCUUUCCCUUUCCUGACUGUCACCCAGUUUCCAGUGUCCUGCACCCUGGGUUUAACUGCCUCCCUAUAUGUCUUCUCUAUCAUUCCUUCAGCCUCCCAAAUGAUCUGGAGUUCAUUCAGUUCCAGGUCCAUCUCCUUAACGUGAUUGUUAGAAGCUGCAGCUGGAUGCACUUCUUGCGGUUGUUGUCAUGGUCAGGGAUACUGGACGCCUCCCUGCCUUCCCACAUCCUGCAAGAGGAGCAUUGUAUUAUCCUGCUUGGCAUCUCUACUGUCCUAAUUGAGCAGAUAUAAAGAAGAGAAGGGGAAAAGAUUAGCUUUUUUCCCCUCUGCUUUCUCUGAAUGAAGCCUCAAAGAGCUAAAGCCUUAAGAUCACCACUCUGACUACGUCCACUCAGUUGAUGGCCGCUGCACUUGUCCCUGCCUUCCUUUAGUUUGCUCUUACUAAUCAAUCCCAAAUACCGAUUGGCCGCAGGUCAAAGCUCUAUUAUACUGCUGCCAAAUGCUGCCUUUUAUCCUCAGCAAGUGGACCUGCUUGAAGUCCCCUUCUCUCCAAACCUCCAAAGUCCAAUUGGUGGCUGGUCAAAGUUCCCUCGUUUUUAUGUUGACUCUGACUUCCUUUGUCAGUCAUUGUUGUGUCAUCCUGCCUUUAGAAUACGACUUUUUCUUCGGGAUGUAACUAUCUGGCAUCUUCUGAAUUUCUCCCGGAAACUUCAGCAUUUGCUGCUCUGCUAGUGUCCCUUCCAAUCAACUUUGGCCAGCUGCUCUCUCAUGCCUCUGUAAUUUCCUUUACUCCACAGUAAUACUCAUAUACUUGACAUUAGCUUUUCCCUUUCAAGUUGCAGGGUGAAUUCUAUCAUAGUAUCAUCACUGUCUCCAAGGGGGUUCCUUUACUGAGCCACAACUCAGUGAUGCCCACAAUGUCCUACCUGCCAAUCUCCAACUGUGCUAAAAAAAUUAUCUAACUUAUUCUGUACAUUUCUGCGUGCAUUCAAAUAUAAUACUUUCGUUCCUGUAUUCAUCAUCCUUUUUGAUUUUGUCCCCCUUUUACCCUGCAACUCAUCCCACUGACUGAAUUUUACCCUAUCAUCUGCCUGUCCUUCCUGACAAUCUCACUACACUCUGCCUCUGCUUGUAAACCAACUGCCCCAUCUCCAGCCUGUCAGUCAGUUUUCCAUUCUCCUGCAAAACUAGCUUAAACCCUCUCCAACAGCUAUAGCAAAUCUGCCCGAAGGGAUGUUGAUUCCCCUUGGUUCCCAGGUAGACUGUCCCUUUUGUACAGGUCAUAUAGUGGUGCUAGAAAGUUUGUGAACCCUGUAGAAUUUUUCUAUUUCUGCAUAAAUAUGACCUAAAAUGUGAUCAGAUCUUCACAUGAUCUUCACUGGAUAAGGAGAAUCCAAUUAAAUAAAUAACACAAAAACAUUAUACUUGUUCAUUAAUUUAUUGAGAAAAAUCAUCCAGUAUUAUACGUAAGAAACACACACAAAAUGCUGGAGGAACUCGGCAGGCUGGGCAGCAUCUAUGGAAAAGAGUACAGUCAACAGUUCAGGCCGAGACCCUUCAUCAGGACCGGAGAAAAAAGGUGAGGAGUCAGAAUUAGAAGGCGGGGGAGGGGUGGGGGGAAACACGGGGUGAUGGGUGAAACCGGGAGGAGGGGAAGGGUGAAGUAAAGAGCUGGGAUGUUGAUUGGUGAAAGAAGGCAGGAGAAGGGGAAUCUGAUAGGAGAGGACUGAAGGCCAUCCAAGAAAGAAAAGACAGGAGGAGCACCAGAGGGAGGCGAUGGGCAGGUAAGGAGAUAAGGUGAGAGAGGGGAAAGGCAAUGGGGAAUGGUGAAGGAGGAGGGGUGUAAUUAUCAGAAGUUCGAGAAAUUGAUGUUCAUGCCAAAAAGUUGGAGGAUGCCCAGACAGAACAUGAGGUGUUGCUCAUCCAAUCUGAGUGUGGCCUCAUCACAGCAGUAGAGGAAACCAUGGAUUGACAUGUCGAGAUGGGAAUGGGAAGUGCAAUUAAAACAGGUGGCCAUGGGGAGAUCCCACUUUUCCUGGCAGGCUGAGCGUAGGUGCUUGGCAAAGUUGUUUCCCAGUCUACCGAUAUACAGGAGGCCACACUGGGAGCACUGGCUGCAGUAGAUGACCCCACAGACUCGCAGGUGAAGUGUCACCUCACCCGGAAGGGCAGUUCGUGGCCCUGAAUGGUAGUGAGGGAGGAGGUGUAGGGGUUGGUGUAGCACUUGCUGCGCUUGCAAGGGUAAGUGCCAGGGGGGAGAUCAGUGGGGACGGACGAAUGGACAAGGGAGUCACGUAGGGAGUGAUCCCUGCAGAAAGCAGAAAGUGGGGGGCAGGGGAGGGAAAGAUGUGCUGGGUGGUGGGAUCCCAUUGGAGAUGGCAGAAAUAACAGAGAAUUAUGUGCUGGAUGCGGAGGCUGGUAGGGUGGUAGGUGAGGAUAAGAGGAACUCUAUCCCUGGUGGGGUGGUAGGAGGAUAGGAUGAGGGCAGAUGUGCAUGUAUUUGUUGGAAAAAGUAUGUGAACCUUGGGGUUAUACCUUCUACAAAAGCUAUUUGGAGUCCGGUGUCCCAAUCAAUGAAAUGAGAGUGGAGGUGUGGGUUGUAGAGGUGCCCUGCCCUAUAAAAAAGACAUACAAAGUUAGGUUACUGUUAAAGCCUGCUUUUCUCAAGAAAGAUCUGUUUAUGUGCACCAUGCCUCAAUCAAAACAACUUUCAGGGGAUCUUAGUAGAACUACGGAGAUGCAUGAAGCUGGGAAAGGCUACAAAAGCAUUUCUAAACACCUGAGUGUUCAUCAGUCCACAGGUGGAGAAAUUGUCUACAAAUGGAGGAAACUCAGUACUAUUGCUAUUCUCCCUAGGACUGGGCAUCCUGCAAAGAUCACACCAAAAGCAUAAUGUGCAAUGCUGAAGGAGGUGAAUAAAAAUCCACGGGUAACAGCAAGAGACCUGCAGAAAUCUGUAGAACUUGCUAAAGACUCUGUUCAUGUGUCCACUAUAAGAAAGACAUUGAACAAGAAUGGUGUUCAUGAAAGGACACCAUAGAGGAAACCACAGCUCUCCAAAAAAAAAAACAUUGCUGCACAUCUCAAGUUUGCAGACCACCUGGAUGUUCUACAACACUUCUGGGACAAUGUUCUAUGGGCAGAUGAGACAAAAGUUGAACUUUUUGGCAGAAAUGCACAUUGCUAUAUUUGAAGGAAAAAGGGCACUGCACACCAACACUAAAACCUCAACCCAACUGUGAAGCAUGGUGGAAGGAGCAUCAUGGUUUGGGCUGCUUUGCUGCCUCAGAGCCUGGACAGCUUGCAAUCAUUGAGAGAACAAUGAAUUCAAAAUUGUAUCAAGACAUUUUACAGGAGAAUGUCAGGGUUGCAGUCCAUCACCAGAAGCUUAAUAAAAUUUGGAUAAUGCCACAAGGCAAUGAUCCAAAAGUCAAAAGUAAAUCAACAACAGAAUGGUUUAAAAAAGAAAAUUUGUGUUUUGGAAUGGCUGAGUCAAAGUCAUGACCUUAAUCCUAUAGAAAUGUUGUGGAAGGAUCUGAAGUAAACAGUUCAUGCAAGGAAACCCACCAACAUCCCAGAGUUGAUGCAGUUUUGUAAGGAAGAAUGGCCUAAAAUUCCUCCAAGCUGAUAUGUAGGACUGAUCAACAGUUACCGGAAAUGCCCGGUUGAAGUUAUUGCUGUUCAGGGAGGUCACACCAGUUACUGAAAGCAAAGCUUCACGUACUUUUUCCAAUAAAUACAUGUAAUAUUGGAUCAUUUUUCUCAAUAAACAAAUGAACAAGUGUAACGUUUAAUUUAAUUGGCUUCUUUUUAUCAAGUUUUAGGGCUUAAGUGAAGACCUGAUCACAUGGUAGGUCAAAUUUAUGCAGAAAUAGAGAAAAUUCUACAGGGUCCACAAACUUUCUAGCACCACUGUACCUUCCCCAGAAGAGUUCCCAGUGAUCCAGAAAUCUGAAACUUGCCCCCCACCUCCUGCCGCACAGGGUCCUCAGCCACACAUUCACUUGCCAAAUCAUCCUAUUCUUACACUCACUGCUGCAUGGUGCAGGCAGCAAUCCAGAGAUUACUCUCCCAGAGGUCCUGCUUUUCAGCAUUCUACCUAGCUCCCUAAAUUCUCUCUUCAGGAUCUUCUCUCUUUUGCUUGUCUAUGUCUUUGGUGCAAGAAUGUGCCAAAACUUCUGGCUACUCACCCUCCCCUUUUACCCAAUCUGAGACAUCCCCAACCCUGACAACUGAGAGGCUACAUACCAUUCACGUGUCUCCAUCGCAUCCACAGAAUCUCAUGUCUACUCCUCUAGCUGUGGAAUCCCCUGUCACUACUGCAGUCCCCUUUUCUCCUCUUCCUUUCUGAGCCACAGCACCAGACACCCAGUCACUAUGGCUCCCCCUGGUAGGUCGUCCCCCUCAACAGUAUCCAAAGCAGCACUCUUAUUACUGAGGAGAACCGCCACAGGUGUACUCUGCACUGGCUGCCCAUUUCCUUUCCCUUUCCUGACGGUCAAGGUACCUGCUUCCUGCAAUGUUGGGGUGACUACCUCUGUGUAGUUCCCAUCUAUCACCUCCUCAGUUUCCCGUAUGAGCCAAAGGUCAUCAAGCUGCAGCUCCAGUUCCUUGACAUGUUCUCUGAGGAAAUGCAGCUUGCUGCGCUUGGUGAAGAUGUGGUUAUCCAGGAAGCUGGAGAUCUCCCAGAAUUCCUAUAAUUCUCACAAAGAACACAAUACUGUCCUUGGAGCCAUAAUUGGUGCUCUAACUAUGUACUAGUGAAGAAGAAACUUACCACAUAUGUACUUUGCCCAAGCCUGAUGAGCCAAAGCCUCCCCACUCUAACACUGGACCCCUCACACAAUGGCCACUCCUCAUUUCCCUGCCUUAUUUUUAUUUGCCCUUGCUAACAAAUCACUAUUUGACGGGGCUGCUGGAAAAUGCAGAAAACCCACAAAUGCUCCUUUUUAAAUCUCACUCAUGGACCUGUGAGUUGCUUCCUUUCUCAUUCCCGAUUAGAUUGGACCGCCAGAAGAAUGGCGAAAGCCUGCGAAUGCUCCUUUUUAAAUUUUCACUCGUGGACCCAUGUGUUGUCUCCUCUCUUGCUCUCGAUUCGACUGGGCUGCUGAAAUAUGACAGCAGAAAAAUCUGAAAUUGAAAGACUGUGAAAGCAUCAACUUUAACCACUCAAACUUUGGACCAGAGGAUUAAAUUACUUCUCUUAACCAAUUAUUUUCCAAGACCCUCCUAUAUCUAAUUAUUACUUAACUAUCCUGUUUUAAUAGCACUUUCUGCAUGCUUUGUAUCAAUAGAUAGGAAUUCUCACCAUUUUGUUGCAAACUCCUGUGUGAAUAUCUGAACGAUUCCCUUCAUUUUGAGGAACUGUUUUACAAUGGAAGUAACUGUCAAAUAUGAUUACAACAUUUUGUUUGAACUAGCUAUAAUGUUCGCUUGGGGAAAUAUUUAAAUAACUUUACAAAUGUAAACUUUGAGCUCAAAAUAAAAUGAAUUAUUCUAAGCAUUCAAUAAAUGAUUUAUUCUUUAAACAUGCUGGGGCAAUGGCAUCAA